GACACCUUUAUCCAAGGCGACUUACAGAGACUAGGGUGUGUGAACUAUGCAUCAGCUGCAGAGUCACUUACAAUUACGUCUCACCCAAAAGACGGAGCACAAGGAGGUUAAGUGAAUUUCUCAGGGUCACACAAUGAGUCAGUGGUUGAGGUGGGAUUUGAACUGGGGAUCUUCUGGUUAUAAGCCCUUUUCUUUAACCACUGGACCACACAGCCUCCUAUGUAGUAAUAAAUCCAGGGAAAGGGUAAUAAAUAUAGACUUUAACUGAAGGGUCGCUUCAGCUUUUAAGUCCCACCUCUCUGUGACCAUUGGACAAGGGUCAAGUACUGACUAGCAGUGUCUGUUGCUCAUUGAUGCAAAAGGUACAUAAUGAGGGCAAUAGAGGGAGAAGUCAACCAGUCGUUCUUUAGGGUAGUUACUGUAUGCCAGUUGAGUUACCUCAAAUCUAUACUUUGUUGGGAGAAUAUAUAUUGUAUUUGUUUAUAUAUUGUUUAUUUUAUACUUAUACUUGGGGAUAUGUUAUAUAUUUUAAAAUAUUCAUCAUUUAAUGUAUUUAUUACCUGAUCUAAUAGUAUAGCCUAGUAUUUUUUCUUCUUUCUUGCAUGUGUGUUAUUUAUUUAUUGAGUGUGUAUGCAGAUUGUGUAACUCUUUUCCAAUAGUCAAAGAAUAUGUUAGAAAUAGAUAAAAGGAAAGAUAGCAUUUUAGCUUCCCUACAGGUUAUGGGACAUGGUCCAAGAAAAAGGAAUUUUCAAAGAAAAACUUCUCUUCCUUUUAGAGCAAAUUCAUCUGCUUUUACUGGAUUGGUUUCGAGUACACGUUUUAAUUCAGAUCAUCUUUCUAGUGGGUUAUUGAAUACACAUCUAGACAGCUCACAGCGUGCAGAGACAAACUGUCGUACUCCGAGAAGCAAACUAGCGCACCUGACAAAAAAGUGUGGAAAACUCGAUUAUAUAAAAGAGUUCAAUCAAACUCAAAUAAACAACAUUGUACUUGUUUCUACUGGGCAUUCGAGACCCAGCAUUAAGCCCAAGUUCUUAUUCAGGUUUCAGAAAGUUGCUAAAUGUGUGGCCAUGCUUUGCCUGCUGUACAGGGAUCAUCAUCUUUUCGCUACAAAUAGUUAUGGAGUUCUGAGAGUCAGAAGAUGGAGGGCAGAGGAGAAAAAGAACCCGGGGACAGACCAAGAAAUUCUUUUUGAUUUGACAUCUUUUCGAGCCAAAACCAAAAUCCAGCUCAGGGUUUCAGAGACUGUCAAGUGGAUUCUUAGCCGCCCACCUCAGGACCGUUCUGAACAGGAUGUUCAUUUCAUUCUCACUGCCCUGCAAGAAAUCAGGGGCUUUGGCAAUUACUCUGGCACCCGACAGAAGAAGGUUGCAAAGGCAGCUUGGUAUGCAAGCUAUGAAGCCCAGCAAGUGAUGGUUCAGCAAGGACACAUUCCUCAUUCCUUCUACAUUUGCCUAUCUGGAUCAGCUAUUGUGAUCAAAAAGAACAACGAAACAGGCCAGGUAAAGCCAGCAUGGUUUCUAAGCAAAGGAGAUGCAUUUGGGGAUAAAGAAAUUCUAAAUAGUGACCGGUGGCCUUCCUCUGUCAUCAUCCAGGAACCAGCAGAGUUUCUCUGUCUGGACAGAGAGGAUUUUGCACAUAUUUUUCUACCUGGAGGAAGAAAGAAGCAAGGUGAUCCAGAGCAAAUUAUGUUUCUCAGUGAACUCAAGUUUUUAAAAGGCUGGCCCCUUCAACUCUUGGAGGACAAUCCAGGGAAAUGUAUUGUAAAACACUUCAGCUGUGCUUUUCCCUGCAGAAGAGGCGCUGUCAUUUUACAGACCAGUAGCAUAAAUGAUUGGAUCUACAUUGUCAGAUCUGGUAGCUGCUCAGUAAUGAAAGUUUUUAAAAUGGAUCACGGUGUUGAAGCCAUCUUUCCAGCCAAGAGAAAAAAACAAUCCAGUAUUUUCCAGGCUGCUUCUACCUUAGUACAUCCCGGGACUCCCACGGAAGGUCAUGAACACGAGAAGAUCAUCCUGGACAAACACCCUACAAAGACACAGCAAAAGAAGAGGACCGUGAGGCACGAUGAAGGAAAGGAGAACGCUCCCUCUGUGUCUCACAGAACAGGACUGGUUGACUUUAAUCCACAACGCACAGUGAAUGGAUCCAGUAGCCCAGAGAACCAAGUCUGGGGAGUGACAGAGGACAGCGAAUGUGGACUGAGAGAAAGACACCCAAACACAAUAGUGCUGGAGACCAAGAUGGAUGAUAAAUCUAGCAAGGUCAAUAAAUUACCCUCUCCUAUGAAGUCUGCCUACCUCAGGGCAAGGCUGGUCGUUCCUUCACCGGUUUCAGAAAAACUAGAGGCUGAGAAGGAUAAAACAGAUGAAAUGAAUCUAUCCAAAACCACAAUAACGAAGCCUGCAUUCAUAAUGAUAGACACACUGGUAAAAGGAUCAGUCUUUGGACUAUCUGACUUUUUGUUCAGUGACCAGCCAAGUUGCUAUAUAAUUAGCAAUGGGGCAGAGUGCCUGCAAAUCUCUAAGAAGUUUUACCUGGACAAUGCAUCCCAGGAUGUUCUUGACAAGCUCAGGCAGCAGCAACAUCCUUAUCCUGGUGAAAAGGAGCUCUUGGAGCGACUCCAGAAAGAGAUGCAGUGGCAGACUUUCCGUAAACUAGCCAUCUGCAGCACACUCCAGAGGAUCGAGCGAAAACAAAACCAGAGACAGCAUGGACUUCCACCAGACCGCAGUAAAAACUGAAUCUUUCUAAUAAAUACCACACGUGGUAUGUCAUGGUAAAAAACUAUAGCCAUGCACAGUAAAGCAUUUCAAAGAACAGUAAUUGCAUAGCACAAGACUGAUGUCACUUUUCUUUGUUACGGAAUGUAACGUUAUCAGACAAAUGUCAUGAAUGAUAUGAAUUGGAUGCUGAAGUUAGUAAACCCUUGUAUGAAAGUGCUGCUCUUUUUCAGUUUUAAUUGUUCCCCUGCUGAUAUGUAAUGUCAAAAUACAUACAUAAAUUAUUUCUUUAACAUUCCAGUUAUAACAAGUUAUAGCAAAUAAAACCUUUCUGUGACCCAUUCAAACAAAGAAAAUAUUAUGUGAAACUAUGUAAAAUCAUACUGUUUUCUGCUUUGUAACUGUAUAAUUCAACUGAUCACUCUCUCUCCUAAACCAUAAUUGAAGGGGGGGGGGGGGGGGCACACACACUUAUACCCCUUCUCCACUGGCACAUCCAACCCAUGAGGGCUCGGUACAGUACGGGUACUUCUCCACUGGCUGCUUAUUGAGCCGAGCGAGAACCAAACCGUGGAACUUCAGCCUCACAAAACAUCUGAAUCCGGCUGUGAGCUGAGCCGAGCCAGGGUUAAGGAUUUUCAUCAUUACGUUGCGUCCGUCAGUACACUCCACAAAGCCUUGGGAUGCUGAGGAAGUGCAGACACUAGUUUCUCCGUGGGCAAAAAGAAGUGUUCAGAAAGAUUUGGAGUCGUGCGUCAGAAAUGAGAAUGUUUAUGCCCGAAUUUCUGACGAUUUGAAGCAAAUGGACAUAAACCGCGGGUACGGUACACUUAACUCACACACCCAAAAACACAAAAUUCUACCAAAUUUCUCAUCUUUGAAUUACUAUAUUUUUAUAAACAAAAAAAUGCAGGAAAAUAAAACAAUUCUAAACGUAUUUACAAAAAUACAGUAAAACAAAAUACAGCUGUACCAUACAUAUAAAAUACAGCUCUACCAUACAUACAACUACGGCUCUCAUUACAUUCGCGCAGCUUCUUUUUUAUUUUAUUUAUUUCUUUUAAGCAUCCAAACAAUAACCAACUCUAGAAAAAAAUACAACUAUCCUUAAAACGGGAUAUCUUUGGCAAAUAGUAUUUUUAAAAUCUUUUUUCCACCUUCAACAGAACUAAUUGAACUUUAUUAAAUCCAUAUGAUCAGUAACAUUGUGGAUGAUAAAGAAAUUCUUCAAUAUAUUUACAAAAUACAGCGAUACAAGAUACAGCUGUAGCGUUGGUCUAUUAAUUUUUGAACACCAUUUGUUUGCGCACCUUUUGGCAAUAAUAACAACUCUGUGACGUCAGCAGCACGGCUCGGCUCUGCAGUG
Messenger RNA from Acipenser ruthenus (sterlet), 4086 nucleotides. RefSeq lists its product as uncharacterized. The record is from RefSeq and is a predicted model, not a curated record. NCBI's taxonomy places the organism in Eukaryota, Metazoa, Chordata, Actinopteri, Acipenseriformes, Acipenseridae. The transcript has 15 exons. The coding region runs from base 669 to 2741 and encodes 690 amino acids.